UUAGUUUUUAUUUCUUGGUUGCUACGCUUGGUCCCUUUUGUGUCUUGUUCUUGGUCUUGUCCAUUUCAAGCGUCUAGUCGGAUAUGCAUCAUCAACAAGCAACGCAAAAGAACAUUUUGAACAGCUGAGAAAGAGGGAUGGUGCGGCCGAUGGAGGCGGGUUGAUGCACAACACCUCCCUCUCCCUCUCAUUCUGCAUGCAAGGCAGCCUUUUUCUUUUUAUGCCUUUAUCGUCCAAGCGAAAAGGUACACAAUUUUCUGCACUGCAGUGCUGGACUGCGGCUAAUACCGCCCCUGCAAUUAACCCUUAUGCCACGCCUCCCACCCCCUCUCCCCUCCUGUGAACCUACCUCUCCCUUCCCUCCCUCUUUCGAGCGAGUGCUUUCUUUUCUGCGUAACGCAUGCGCUCGUGCUCGUUUGCAAAAGGACCAGCAUAAGAGUUCACACCAACAAUUUCAUUCUUGCUUCCCAAAAAAUAUUAUUUUUAUUUUCUCCUCAAAUUGGCUGCAUCAAGCGGGCUUUUAUUUUUUGUUAAAUAAACGCACAUUUGGCAUCGUCAUUACCUCGUGUCCCUGCCCCUAUCCUGGGAAUAAAUCAAUCUGUAUGGUUCUUUUAGGUUUUUCCUUCCCUUUUUAUCUCCUAUCAUUUCCUCGUUAUAUUAGUUUACAAUAUUGUACAUUUAUACUUGUUUCUCAUUUUAUUUCUGUCUGGUACGCCCGGCCUUUCUGCCUCAUCAGCAUUCGUUUUUUCUUCCUUGUUUUUCUUCCCAGUUUGUCCAUGAAAAAAGCGAUUCUGAUUACUCGCUGGAUCCCGUUUGCCUGUGCUACCUUGCGUACCGAGAACAGUUUUUUUCAUUGUUUCAUAUUUUUUUUCUGUUUGUCCAUACGCUGUUCAACCUUUCUUUUUUGUUCAAUUUCUCUUCUUCGCCACAUAUACAUACACACACCCACUAUACCCUGUUUUUGUUUACCUGAACAAUUAAUAAUCAUUCAACGAAACUAAAAUUAUUUUUCUUUUAUUUUUAUUUGGUUUGGUUUGGUUUUUGGGUCAUCACACCCAAAGUCCAUUUUGUUUAUUUUUUGUUUGCACACAUUAUUUAAUAUAUAGACCAAGACGGCUGGGCCCCUAUUUUUU
This is a messenger RNA of Kickxella alabastrina, 1133 nucleotides long. RefSeq lists its product as uncharacterized. The transcript has a single exon. Bases 309 to 1001 code for a protein of 230 amino acids. The record is from RefSeq and is a predicted model, not a curated record. NCBI's taxonomy places the organism in Eukaryota, Fungi, Kickxellomycota, Kickxellomycetes, Kickxellales, Kickxellaceae.